AUGGUUUCAUUCUGGCUUGCCGCUCACUUCCCUUUUUCCUUGGCUACUGGGCCAGUGGGCAGGAGCGACGAGGCAGAGAGGCAGCUGAAGCGCCUGCUGGGUCCCUCCCAGGCUGCUGCAGCAGCAGCCGAGCUCUCCUCCUCCUCCCCGCCUCAACCUGCUGCUGCUGCUGUCUCAACCAAGGGAGCAGUAGCGGCAGUGGAUGGGUUGGAGCAGGCAGAGGCGGGUGUGGCGAGGAAACGAGCGGAUGAAGCACCUGCUGCGUCGCUCUUCACACUCUUCUCCAAGCGCUACCGCAAAGUGGUGCUGCUGGGCAUGGCGCUGUUCGCAGUGCAGCAGUUUGCGGGCAUCAACGCCAUCAUCUACUACUCCUCCUCUGUCUUCCGCUCUGCCGGCAUUCAAUCCGACGUUGCUGCCAGCGCCCUUGUGGGCCUUGCUAACGUGCUAGGCACAGCUGUCUCGCUCAACCUGGUGGACCAGCAGGGCCGCAAGAGCCUGCUCAUGGGGUCCUUUACCGGCAUGGGCUGCUCCAUGCUCCUCCUCGCCCUCACCCUCUCCUUCCCGCCGCUCCAGCCAAUUGCAGCGCCACUCUCUGUGCUGGGAACAGUGGCCUACGUGCUCGCCUUCGCCAUGGGAGCUGGACCCGUGCCCGCCCUACUCCUCCCCGAGAUCUUCCCCUCCAACAUUCGCGCCUCGGCCGUCGCAGCAGCGCUCACCACGCACUGGAUUUGCAACUUCGUUAUAGGCCUCUCCUUCUUAGGUUUUGUGAAGGUGGUGGGUGUGGCAGCGGCGUACGUGGGGUUUGCGGCGGUGUGCUUUGUGGGGGUGGUGUUUGUGCGUGCGUGCGUGGUGGAGACCAAGGGGCGGAGCUUGGAGGAGAUUGAGAGGGAGCUUAUUGGUAGUGACGCUUAG
This is a messenger RNA of Closterium sp. Yama58-4, 912 nucleotides long. Lineage: Eukaryota; Viridiplantae; Streptophyta; Zygnematophyceae; Desmidiales; Closteriaceae. The record is from the annotation of a GenBank genome assembly.